UCCUCUUCUCCUUUGGCCCAUCGGCGGCGUCGACUCUGCCCACUGACGCAAAGACGUCAGCAGUCGGGAGGCGGAAAAACGGUUUCUGUGUGUGGCGAUAAAACACUAACCGGGUAGUUUUGACUGCGGAAGCUCGCGCUGGCUCCCUUGGCCACAACAUAGCCGCCUGUUCCCUGCUGAAAUGUCCGGUUCCGCCGGUCAGGCGGAGCUGCAGAUGGACCGCGGCGCCCUGAGCAGCCCGAACCUUCCCCCACCAAACAUUGAUAUCGACGAGGAAGAGUUGGAGAACAUCACGAAGAAACACCGGGAGGAAGACUCCGAGACCCUGCCGCUGCACUCACCCUGGACCUUUUGGUUAGACAGAUCAUUACCGGGCACAACAGCUGCACAAUGUGAGUCAAAUCUCAAGAAGAUCUACACAGUCCAGACAGUCCAGCUCUUCUGGAGUGUCUACAACAACAUCCCUCCGGUGUCUGCCCUGCCCCUAAGAUGUAGCUACCACUUAAUGCGCGGGGAGCGACGGCCGCUCUGGGAGGAGGAAAGCAAUGCAAAAGGAGGAGUGUGGAAGAUGAAAAUACCAAAGGAAAGCACACCUGCAGUUUGGAAAGAAUUGUUACUUGCCACCAUCGGGGAGCAGUUUGCAGAUUACUGUGCCGCAGACGACGAGGUUGUCGGUGUCAGCGUUAGCGUUCGAGAUCGGGAGGAUGUUGUUCAAGUGUGGAAUAGAGACGCCUCUCUGGCUAAUGAAGCGACUAUCUUGGGAAAGGUCCAUGAACUCCUGCCGUGUAUUUCCUUUAAAGCUGUAUUUUAUAAAUCACACAUGGAACAUCAUGCCUUCGAGGGAGGCCGCUCAAGACAUUAGAUAAUGCACUUUAAAACAAAGAGAAACCUUGACCUCUCCACGACCUUCACAAGGGUAUUAUUUUAUAUUCAAUUUUAAAAAAAGUUAUCAAUAUAUUUUUAUAGUUAUGACAGACUUGAUGCCUUGUUUUAUUUUCACCUGGGUCCUUUUAGAAAGCCUGUUCAGCACAAAUCCAUUUCAUUUAGCGUUAUCAUAAAUGUAGAUUUAAGGGGUAGCCAUUCUUUUAGUUUUCAAUAUGCUACUGUUCUUUGGCACUAGUUCUGCUGAUUAUGUUCUUUAUGUAUUGAGAACUGAGGAAUAAAAUGUCAGAUUUGUGUUGCUUGACAGCACAGAGUUCUCUAGAAAUGGUGCCUCAAUGAAUGUUCACAGGUUUUCAAUAAACUUCUGAAAGGAUGUAUCUGCUUUUCCACUUGUUAUGUUAUGUUCUGUGGUAUUUCAGUGACAUGAAAAUGCAGAUUCGUCUGGUGAACUGAUUCAAAGUAAUUGAAUGGGGAGAAAAGGAGAGGGAAAAAAACACUUGACAUCAGAUGGCAUGUUUUCUAAGGGAUGAGGUGCACUUAUGUGGGUCGAUUAAAUAGUUGCUGCUAACUCCGGAUUCUUCUUUGACUGACUUGAAUAACUCUGAUGUGAACCCAGGCAGUGAGAGUGUUCAAUUCAUGAACAUUUUGAGUUUAUUUUUUUCUGCACUGUGUAUAUUGCUCAUGAUUUCAUUCACAGGUAAAAGUCCACAAAAAUCCAUAAAAAUCAAGUGGUGUAUUUGCCCAAUUCCAACUUGCUUGUUCUCCCAUCUUCGGAAACAGUAAUGUCGAUUCUGGACUAUAAGCAAACAACGUGGCUAGUAAAUGGAUUUUUAUGGUGAAAUGAGCUCCAUGUCGUCAAAAUAUUGAGCCUGGUCACAUCAAACCAGUGAAAUCACUGGCAUUUUAUUUAGCUCAAAAUACGUUUUUGCCCACAUGUCCUUCGUGACUGCCUGUGGUGCCGGAACUUUGGACUCGUGAGCGAAAACCGUGCAUUUUGAGCACUAUUAUUUUUACUAUUGCCGAGUUUGUGUCAAGAAUCGGUCUCGAUGCUGGACCCCGUUUUCAAAACGGAGCAUUUUUAAACCGGGAUCGUGGAAAAUCAUCAUCCGUUUUCCUUCUUAAAUUUAGUGCGCCAUAUAGUCAGCAUUUUACGGUACUUCUUAUAAGUACCGUAUAUUCCGGGCUAUAAGCCACUACUUUUUUCUCGCGGCUUAUACAACGCUGCUGAUAU
Messenger RNA from Synchiropus splendidus (mandarinfish), 2113 nucleotides. Its product is annotated as eukaryotic translation initiation factor 4E type 3-like. Bases 182 to 862 code for a protein of 226 amino acids. Lineage: Eukaryota; Metazoa; Chordata; Actinopteri; Syngnathiformes; Callionymidae. The transcript has 7 exons. Gene Ontology annotation, cellular component: eukaryotic translation initiation factor 4F complex. Gene Ontology annotation, biological process: translational initiation. Gene Ontology annotation, molecular function: translation initiation factor activity; RNA 7-methylguanosine cap binding. The record is from RefSeq and is a predicted model, not a curated record.